Molecule: messenger RNA, 957 nt
Organism: Elgaria multicarinata webbii
Lineage: Eukaryota; Metazoa; Chordata; Lepidosauria; Squamata; Anguidae
Product: olfactory receptor 6B1-like
Exons: 1
Coding region: 1-957 (318 amino acids)
Biological process (GO): G protein-coupled receptor signaling pathway
Cellular component (GO): membrane
Molecular function (GO): olfactory receptor activity; odorant binding; G protein-coupled receptor activity
Source: RefSeq, a predicted model, not a curated record
AUGGUGAACAUGGAAAUAAAAAACCAAACAGAGAUUGCCGAAUUCAUCCUUCUUGGAUUUGGAGACCUCCAGGAUCUGCAGAUUCCUCUCUUCCUGCUCUUCCUAUUAAUCUACAUUGUGACCAUGGCUGGGAACCUUCUCAUAGUUUUGCUCAUUGUAGCUGACCGACAUCUUCACACCCCCAUGUAUUUCUUCUUAGGGAACUUGUCUUGUCUGGAAGUUUGCUACAGUUCAACAAUCCUGCCCAGAAUGCUGGCAAGUUUCCUAUCUAGCAAUACAAACAUUUUCAUUAGGAUGUGCAUCAUGCAAUAUUUUUUCUUUGGUGGCUUGGCUGGCACAGAAUGUUACUUACUAUCUGUAAUGUCUUAUGACCGGUAUUUAGCAAUAUGCAAACCACUGCAUUAUGCAGUACUCAUGAACAGCAGGACCUGUCGACAUCUGGCAUGUGUAUCUUGGUUAAAUGGCUUUUUUGCCAGUGCCAUGGUAACAUCAUUGAUGUCACAGCUGAUUUUCUGUGGUCCAAACAUAAUCAACCAUUUCUUUUGUGACUCAUCCCCAGUUCUAAAACUCUCCUGCAGUGACACACUACUGAUUUCUAUGUUGAUUUUCUUUCUAUCUUCUGCAUUUACUCUUCCUCCUUUUCUCCUGACUUUGACUUCUUAUGUCUGUAUCAUUUCUAAAAUCUUGAGAAUUUCUUCUGUAGCAGGGAGGCAGAAGACUUUCUCUACAUGUUCCACUCAUCUCGUUGUUGUGACCAUUUUCUAUGGGACGCUUACGGUGGUGUAUGUGCUACCUGAAGCCCAGGAGCUGAUCAAUCUGAACAAAGUCUUCUCUGUGUGCUACACCAUUUUGACACCUUUGGUGAAUCCUCUUAUCUAUAGCCUAAGAAAUCGAGAGGUCAAGGAGGCCUUAAGAAGAGUUCUUCAAAAGUGCCAGACAUGUAAUGAUCAGAAGUGA